Molecule: messenger RNA, 4628 nt
Organism: Dreissena polymorpha
Lineage: Eukaryota; Metazoa; Mollusca; Bivalvia; Myida; Dreissenidae
Product: inositol polyphosphate 1-phosphatase-like
Exons: 6
Coding region: 81-1256 (391 amino acids)
Molecular function (GO): inositol-1,4-bisphosphate 1-phosphatase activity
Source: RefSeq, a predicted model, not a curated record
UACGCAGUGAGUUACACGGAAAUCGAAUCCUGAGUAAUAAUAGUAAUAAUUAAGUAAACAUUUAAUACAAAUUGUAGAGAAUGAAAAUUCACGACCUGCUGAGGGCACUUAUUAGUGUAUCAGAGAAAGGAGCAAACAUUGCUCGCAUCAUACGCUCGGAAUCUUCACUGCUGGAAUUGCUUGUCCAGGAGAAGAAGGGCAACCAGAAGAAUGAGCGGUUUGUUCAGGACUUCAAGACUCUGGCAGAUGUUCUUGUCCAGGAAGUGGUGCGGUAUGAUCUCAAGGAAAAGUUUCCAGGGCUGGUAGACAGUAUAUGUGGAGAGGAGAGCAACAAGUUCACCAACACUCUCGGUGACUCUGUCAUCGUGCAGAUCCAGGACACCCCUGAGCUCACCAAACGGUUACUCUGUCAAGUACUAGAUGACAAUGAGACAGCAGCCUCAGUCCUUGCAGAUGUCAUUCACAGAGAGGUCGUUGCCAAGGAGAUAGGGGUCAUUGACGACCAGUUGGCUGUUGACCUUCAAGUUGAUGACCUUGGGGUCUGGAUUGACCCAAUUGACUCCACUGCCCAGUACAUACAAGGGGAUGUUGGGUGUGAGAUGGACGGACUGGUCAAGGAGGGGUUGCAGUGUGUGGCUGUCCUCAUAGGGGUCUACUUGAAGUCUAGUGGCCUGCCCAUCAUGGGAGUCAUCAACCAGCCCUUCUGUAGAGUGGUCAAUGACAGCUGGAUUGGCAGCACAACAUGGGGUGUGUGUUUUCGGGAUGUGCGGGUAAACUCCCUCACUAGUCAAACCCAACCGGACAGUACAUCAAGUAAUUCACAAUCCCCUGCCACAGAAGACCUGCCAAAGCCAACCAUUCUCAUAAGCUCGAGUGAAGAUCAGCACAUUCAGGAAGUAUUGUCAAAAAAAUUAAAUGUCCGUCACGUUACCGGAGCAGGCUACAAGCUUCUUGGCGUUUGCAUGGGCAGAGCUGUGGCAUAUCUCUUGACAAAGAACACUAAUUUCAAGUGGGAUUGCUGUGGACCGCAUGCUGUUUUGCUCUCCCUUGGAGGUGGCAUAGUGAAGUAUGAAGACUUCGAAGAUUGCGUUGCCUUUGGACAGACAAGUUUCCAGUCCAUUCCACAGAUUAAGUAUCAUAAGCCAGAUGAUAGCACGGCACGUGGUGCAAAGAAAUGGAUGAAUGUGGGAGGAAUCAUCGCUUAUUCUUCUGAAAAUGUCCUUACACAACUUGCAGAAGUCUUGCAAAAGUCAUAAGUUGAUGGUGUUUUAAAGCUUAAAGAUCUGUUGUGUUAUGUAUUAACCCGGUAUGUGUUAUCUUUUAAAUAUUUUCUCUACAGUUUAUUUAUAUUUUCUCUGUAUUUUUAUAAAUGUUCUGUAUAUUCUCUAAUGGUGCUUCAGUGUGUUUUACCUUACGUAAGGCAACUUUAGGUAGUUUAGCAACUCAGGUCUUUGGGACCUCUGUAUUGGCCUCUUCUUUGUUCUCACUGGUUCUAAUCUUAAUGUGUUACUGCCAGUUAUUUUCUUGUUAAAUUUACAUUCUUAAAGUACAAUUAAAUAUGUUUGCAAGUACUUUGAACAGUUAUGCAUGCAGCUCUUGAUAUGUUAAUAACAGCAUAAAUUUCAUCACAAAAUGUUGUGCAGUAAAUUGCCCUUUAGGUUUACUAUUGGUUUAAAUUAAAUUCCUAUUGAGCAAGCUCAGUGUCUGAUGAGGGUGAGCCAAAAAUAUACUGAUGCCAAAUAUUUAUUUUUUCAUGAGAGUUGGCUAUAUUUCAAAAUGUUUAGCCUGACAAUCUUGUUUAAAGAUAAACAUCAGACAGGACAUUUGACAUCCUUUACGUUUUUGUUAAAAUUUGUUGUGUUUUUUACAUAUUUGGUUAUUUUCCUAUCUUAAUGAAAAUGUACACCAAUCUUCAUAGGGUCUUGUACUAAAUGUAUGUAUGGUUAUGCUUUACGACACAAUAUGGUCACCAUAGUUGAAAUUAGAAAUAUGUCUAAACACCAUUUUUUCCUAACCCUAUGGUAAGUCUUUGUCAAUAUUAUUAAUCAAGUAGUCAUUAGGUGGUCCUUUGCCACAAUGAUUAAAAAAGUUCUGCUUUAUUGCACUAAAUAUUAAGCUUAAGCUGAAAAUUGAAUUUUCUUUCACGUUUUGAAUAUUUGACGUAUUUUGUUAUUUUUUUGGUAAUCUCAUGCAAAUUAACACAAAUGUUCUUAACUCUUAGUUAGAAGUCCUCUAUGAAAUGUAUGUAUGGCCCAUAAUGGGGUUAGUUAGAAGUCCUCUAUGAAAUGUAUGUAUGGCCCAAAAUGGGGUUAGUUUGAAGUCCUCUAUGAAAUGUAUGUAUGGCCCAUAAUGGGGUUAGUUAGAAGUCCUCUACGAAAUGUAUGUAUGGCCCAUAAUGGGGUUAGUUAGAAGUCCUCUACGAAAUGUAUGUAUGGCCCAUAAUGGGGUUAGUUAGAAGUCCUCUAUGAAAUGUAUGUAUGGCCCAUAAUGGGGUUAGUAAGAAGUCCUCUAUGAAAUGUAUGUAUGGCCCAUAAUGGGGUUAGUUAGAAGUCCUCUACGAAAUGUUUGUAUGGCCGAUAAUGGGGUUAGUUAGAAGUCCUCUACGAAAUGUUUGUAUGGCCCAUAAUGGGGUUAGUUAGAAGUCCUCUACGAAAUGUAUGUAUGGCCCAUAAUGGGGUUAGUUAGAAGUCCUCUACGAAAUGUAUGUAUGGCCCAUAAUGGGGUUAGUUAGAAGUCCUCUACGAAAUGUAUGUAUGGCCCAUAAUGGGGUUCGUUAGAAGUCCUCUACGAAAUGUAUGUAUGGCCCAUAAUGGGGUUAGUUAGAAGUCCUCUAUGAAAUGUAUGUAUGGCCCAUAAUGGGGUUAGUUAGAAGUCCUCUACGAAAUGUAUGUAUGGCCUAUAAUGGGGUUAGUUAAAAGUCCUCUACGAAAUGUUUGUAUGGCCCAUAAUGGGGUUAGUUAGAAGUCCUCUACGAAAUGUAUGUAUGGCCCAUAAUGGGGUUCAGCUUUACUGCACAAUAUAGUUGCCAUAGCUACAAACAGAAAUAUGCCAUUUUCUAUGAAUCUUAACAGUUUCCACUAAAUAUUUAUAAGCUGGUCCAUUGUCAAAAUUGUCAAAAUUUUUUCAAGAAGAUUUCACUACAUUGCACAAAAUACCAGCUUUAGGUACAAAUGGAAUGUAAUAAUAUAAUAAGAAUAACAAGAAUAAGACAAUAUUUUCUUCUAAUCUGAUGGCUAGAUAUUCACACACAUGGUAAUAAGGUGGUCCUCUAGCAAACUUUUUUGAUGCGAUCUACUGAACAAGAUGGUUACUUCAGCAUAUGAAAAUAUAUAUUCAUUUGACAUACUUGAAAACUUUCUCCAACCUGAACAUGUACCCUCAUUAAGAAUGAGGGUAGAUGUCCAGGUUGUUAAUUACAUUUAAAAAAAACAUAAAAUAUUUCUAUUUAAGGUUUAUGCAGUUUUUUCUUGUAUUAAUUUAACAUGAAACAGAAAUUGACAAAUACAUAAAACAUGUUAAAUUAUUAUUUAAUAUUUUUAAUAAUAAUAUAAUAUUGUUGUUUAAUUGUUUGUUAUAUUAACCCGCAAUAUCAUGUUUUUGUUUUUAUAUAGAGAUUUCAUUGUUAUAUUUUAUCCAGGUAUUGUAUGUCCAGUCGUAGUUGUAGUCAUUUAUUGUGAUAUAUUUGUCAAGUAUUCAGUGUCUAUUGUAGUCUAUUAUGGCAUUAGUUUUCAAUAUAUUUGCUAUUACUAGUCUCCCUGAAAGUUAUCCAGCCUUCAGACAAAUUAGAAAAAUUGCAUGAGGUCCAGGAAAAAAAUUCAGAACUGACCAGCUACCAAUUCGGGUCAUGUAUCAAUUGUAGUCGACUGACCAGAAAAUUGGAAUAUAGGCCAGUAAUAGCUGCAAAAUUACCAGACUGUGUUGCUUAUCAUGCUGUUGAUACUUUCGUGGUCAAUUGAUUACCCAUUAUUUGUUUCCUGUUGGUUUUUACCAGUGUGGUCCGUCUGUCCGUCCAUUCACAAGACUUCAAAUCUUGCACUUCAAGUAACUCAUCAAUUAUUGUUGAGACUAUGUUGAAACAUAAUAUACCUAUUAACAGUAACCUCAGGAUUGUGCACAAUGUUUUCAUUUUCUAUUUCCUGAGGUCAUUGUACAUGGUGAGGUUUAUGAAGAUUAUGAACAAUUGUAAAUUAGAUUUGUUGUUUUCCGUCUUUUUAUGACUUGUUUUUUAUUUCAUUUAUAUUCAGGUCACAAUUUAUAUAAGCUCUUGUAUUUUAUCGUUUCUUAUAUAAAGGCUUCAAUUGUAUUUAAUGGAACAUUUACAUAAAUAUUGAUUAACUUGAGUUUGGUAGUUAGGGGACAUAAUCAUGUAAUGGUAUCUACUUGAAAAUCAUAUCACAUGAGUACAUAUUUAUGUGUGCACAUUUAUUUAUUUAUUUUAAAACUUACUAUUUGUUCAUGUUAUUGACAACUCCAAAUUGAUUUAGCGUAUUCGUUCAAUUUUGUUGAAGUCUUGAUACUGAAACAGUGCAUAAUAAUUCUGUACUAUUCAAAUCUUCUCUUAUCUGUUAGUUUUUGCUUGUAUUGCGCUUUUUAUUUUACAAAAUAUUGUGCAAUAAAUUUAAAUGUUC